This is a messenger RNA of Herpailurus yagouaroundi (jaguarundi), 764 nucleotides long. RefSeq names its product coiled-coil domain-containing protein 71L-like. Lineage: Eukaryota; Metazoa; Chordata; Mammalia; Carnivora; Felidae. The annotation marks the transcript as partial. The transcript has a single exon. The record is from RefSeq and is a predicted model, not a curated record.
GAAAUUCAUCAGGGCCCGGCAGCGGCGGCGAGAUCUGGCAAGCGCGGGCCGCCCCUGGCGGCCUCACCUCCUGAGCCGCAUGAAGAGGCGGCGGCGCAGGCCCCCGGAGGCCCUGGCCCCGGCCACCUGGGGAGGAGCCUCUAGCGCUGCAGUAAGGGCCGCACUGGAGGCGCCUGAGGAGAAGGUGGUGUACACGCGGUGGCAACCGUCGCCACUGUCGCUGGCCAACAGCAGCAAGGCGCUGAUCGACGCUUUCAAGCUAUUCGUGCCCGGCAGCACGGAGUUCAUGAGCUCAGACGCGGAGCUCUGGAGCUACCUCUGCAGCCUCAGGCACCAGUUCUCCCCCCGCAUCCUGCGCAGCAAGGACGUCUAUGGUUACUCCUCCCUCCUGGCCCAGGUUCCGGACCCCUGGCACCAGCCACCCGAGGCCCGCCUCCAGACGCGCCGGCGAGCUGCCAGGAGGAGGCGCCACGGAGCCCGGAAGGUCGCCGCCGGCCAGAGGAAGGUGCCGCCCCCGCCGCCGCCGUCCCGCGAGGACAGCAGCCCUCGCAAGCCCACGGCCCCCGGGCCCAGCUCCGGGGGCCGCACCCUGGAGGAGAGUGGGAGGGCAGCCACCCCAACGCUGACCACCUCGCCCAGCAUCCGCGUAGUCGGCAACGUGUGGGUCGAGAGCAGCGUGGCAGAAGCGCGGCGCCAAGCGCGCCAAGUCCUGGGAGUGAACCUGGAACCCGUGGUGAGACUCCGCCGCGUCCCAGUGCCUGGGC